Molecule: messenger RNA, 1291 nt
Organism: Carassius auratus (goldfish)
Lineage: Eukaryota; Metazoa; Chordata; Actinopteri; Cypriniformes; Cyprinidae
Gene: eif3i
Product: eukaryotic translation initiation factor 3, subunit I
Exons: 11
Coding region: 152-1129 (325 amino acids)
Biological process (GO): cytoplasmic translational initiation
Cellular component (GO): eukaryotic translation initiation factor 3 complex, eIF3m; cytoplasm
Molecular function (GO): translation initiation factor activity; RNA binding; protein binding
Source: RefSeq, a predicted model, not a curated record
GGGACCUGUUUUUUCUCUGUACCGGAAGUGAACUCCGUCUUUUCCGUUUAUAACCGGGAGCAGUUGAGCACGCGUACGGCGCGCUGUUGUUUUCCUACGGCAGAUUUAAAUAUAAUUUCUGUUAUAUUCUGUCGAUACAAAACCGGAGAUAAUGAGACCGAUUCUGCUCCAGGGCCACGAGAGGUCCAUCACCCAGAUCAAAUACAACAGGGAAGGAGAUCUCUUGUUCUCAGUAGCCAAGGAUCCAAUUGCGAAUGUGUGGUACUCGGUCAAUGGAGAAAGGCUUGGCACUUACAAUGGACACACGGGGGCCGUCUGGUGUGUGGAUGUCGACUGGGACACCAAGAACGUAUUGACGGGAUCUGCUGAUAACAGCUGCAGGCUCUGGGACUGCGAGACAGGAAAGCAGCUGGCUCUGCUGGAGACGAACUCGGCGGUGAGGACGUGUGGCUUUGACUUCAGUGGGAACAUCAUCAUGUUCUCCACAGACAAGCAGAUGGGCUACCAGUGCUUUCUCAACUAUUUUGACCUGCGAGACCCCCAACAGAUCGAGGACAACCAGCCGUAUCUGUCUGUGCCCUGCAACGAGUCAAAGAUCACCAGCGCUGUGUGGGGUCCACUGGGAGAGUUUGUGAUUGCCGGACAUGAGAAUGGAGAAAUUAACCAGUUCAGUGCUAAGUCAGGGGAGAUUUUGAAGACGGCAAAGGAGCACACCAAACAGAUCAAUGACAUCCAGUCGUCUGUGGACCUCACCAUGCUCAUCAGUGCCUCCAAGGACUGUACAGCCAAGAUGUUCGACUCCACAAGCCUCGAGCACAUCAAAACCUUCAAGACGGAGCGACCAGUUAACUCCGCCGCCAUCUCGCCCAUCAUGGACCAUGUGGUGAUGGGAGGUGGUCAGGAGGCCAUGGAAGUCACAACCACCUCUACAAGGAUCGGUAAAUUCGAGGCCAGGUUCUUCCAUGCAGCUUAUGAAGAGGAGUUUGGCCGCGUGAAGGGACACUUCGGCCCCAUUAACUGCGUGGCCUUCCACCCUGAUGGGAAAAGUUACAGCAGUGGAGGAGAGGAUGGUUACACCCGAAUUCAUUACUUUGAUCCCCAGUAUUUUGAUUUUGAGCUCGAGGCGUAAUAACCAGGACAGUUCAUCAUCUGAACACAAUAGUAACACCUGAUCCACUUCACAAGGCUGAACAUGGAGGUUGUGUUAUGCAGUGAUCUUCAUUCAAAUAUUGCAUUUAAACUGAUUUCUAAUGAAUGGAACAUUAUGAAUAAACUGGGUUUGAGAUUAAGA